GUAUCUAACAUUUCUUUUAGCUGUAAGCAAAUGUAAGUUAACCUUCCAAAGGUGCAUGCCCAUGCUUUGAGUUCUUAUAUUCUGCAAAAAUCAUCUACCAUGUUAGCAUCUGAGCAAGAUGCAGUUCUUUUUUUUUUCACUAUCCGGAAUAUGUAUACCGUGUAAACAUGCAGUUCAUGUUUUCGCACAGUACCCAGAGUCAACUUCCCAGGCGGAACGCCCUAUCCGGCGCUAUGUGCAUGGCCAUCACACCAACCUUGCCUGUAGUUUGCUAUUGCCACAAAUUUGACUGCCCAAUAACCAAUUUGAUCCCAAGGUAGAUACAUUUUCAGUGAUCAUGCAAAGAUAACCUCCGCUGAAGAUGGAGCCAUCCCUCUUUCUGUUGCCACUCUGUGCUCGUAAUUACUUCUGAAUUCCGUAGACAGCACCAUUUUAUUUUUGCAUGACCGGCAGUUCACAGAGCUUUGCAACUCCUCUUCCAUGGCAUCAGCCAUGCCGUUCUCCGCUGGCCUCGUUUCCCUUGGGUCUCCGCCGCCGCAACGCCACAGCUGCAGGUUCCAGCGAUAUCAGCGACCGGGCACUCUCAUUUUAUCAGCUAUAAGGCAUGGUCAGGUUAAAGCUAUGGCUGGAGUGAGCAUGGAUGGCUUGGCACAGCCUCAAGCUCAGGUUGCAGUGGUUACCGGAGCAUCGAGGGGGAUUGGGCGAGCCAUAGCUGUAGCUCUUGGCAAAGCAGGGUGCAAGGUAAUUGUGAACUAUGCCAAGUCAGGCAUGGAAGCUGAAGAAGUGCGCAGAGAGAUCGAGGAGUCCGGUGGCACUGCCAUCACCUUUUCAGCCGAUGUCUCCAUUGAAGCUGAGGUUGAAACCAUGAUGAGAGCGGCAAUUGAUACUUGGGGAACGCUGGACGUCCUGGUGAACAAUGCAGGGAUCACGCGAGAUGCUCUGCUAAUGCGGAUGAAGCGGGCACAAUGGCAGGAAGUAGUGGACGUAAACCUUACCGGUGUUUACCUCUGUGCCCAGGCUGCGGCGGCAGUGAUGAUGAAGAGGAAGAAGGGAAGGAUCAUCAACAUCGCCUCAGUUGCCGGGAUGAUUGGCAACAUUGGCCAGGCCAACUACUGCGCCGCCAAGGCCGGGGUGAUUGGAUUGACCAAGGCCAUGGCCCGGGAGUACGGUGGCAGAAACAUAAAUGUGAAUGCAGUUUCCCCGGGCUGGGUCGCGUCUGACAUGACCGCAAAACUAGGCGAUGACAUCGAGCGAAAGGCGCUCGAGACAAUACCAUUAGGACGAUUCGGCAAGCCAGAGGAGAUCGCUGGACUGGUGGAGUUCUUGGCUGUUCAUCCGGCUGCAAGCUACAUGACCGGGCAGGUGCUCCCAGUUGAUGGUGGCCUGUCCAUUUGAGUGUUACUGAAACCGAACCGAAGCGAGGUGUGGAAACUUCAAUUUUCCAAUGAGAAACAAGGUUGUGUCACACAAAAUUAAGCACAAGAGGGCUCCAUGCCUUCGCGUCAGGCUUGUGGCUACUCUUGUCUUCUUUACAGGGAGGUUGGAGAAAGUUGUAGUCUGGAUGGAAAUUCAGUAGUAUGUAUUGGCCAAAGCAUAACCGAAAGUACCAGAAAAAUAACCAAAGUUAACGAAUGUAUAUCCAAGAUAUAUUGUACAAGUCCGCCAAAUGUAAUGUUUUGGCUGUGCUUUGCCGUCGACGUUUUUA
Molecule: messenger RNA, 1705 nt
Organism: Triticum dicoccoides
Lineage: Eukaryota; Viridiplantae; Streptophyta; Magnoliopsida; Poales; Poaceae
Product: 3-oxoacyl-[acyl-carrier-protein] reductase 4-like
Exons: 11
Coding region: 481-1395 (304 amino acids)
Biological process (GO): fatty acid biosynthetic process
Molecular function (GO): NAD binding; 3-oxoacyl-[acyl-carrier-protein] reductase (NADPH) activity
Source: RefSeq, a predicted model, not a curated record